AUGGAAGAGUCAUACAAUGACACGAGUAUGAUUGCAAACAGAAUUUUUGUGAGCGACGUAUUCCAGCUAACAACUAACACACUAGUGCCCGUGCUGCAUCACGCUAGUGCCGACUCCCAGCUAACAACUAACACACUAGUGCCUGUGCUGCAUCACGCUAGUGCCGACCCCCAGCUAACAACUAACACACUAGUGCCCGUGCUGCAUCACGCUAGUGCCGACCCCCAGCUAACAACUAACACACUAGUGCCCGUGCUGCAUCACGCUAGUGCCGACCCCCAGCUAACAACUAACACACUAGUGCCCGUGCUGCAUCACGCUAGUGCCGACCCCCAGCUAACAACUAACACACUAGUGCCCGUGCUGCAUCACGCUAGUGCCGACCCCCAGCUAACAACUAACACACUAGUGCCCGUGCUGCAUCACGCUAGUGCCGACCCCCAGCUAACCACUAACACCUUAGUGCCUGUGCUGCAUCACGCUAGUACCGACACAAUGAUAGAGGCCGAGCAGCAUUGUUGA
This is a messenger RNA of Mya arenaria, 522 nucleotides long. RefSeq lists its product as uncharacterized. NCBI's taxonomy places the organism in Eukaryota, Metazoa, Mollusca, Bivalvia, Myida, Myidae. The record is from RefSeq and is a predicted model, not a curated record. The transcript has 2 exons. The coding region runs from base 1 to 522 and encodes 173 amino acids.